GACAAAAUGUUUAAAAAAAAAAUCAAUAAUCUCUAUUGCUCUGUUUCUUUCCUCUCUUUCUCGCUUUAAAAACAAAAGUAGAAAGUGGAAGAAGAAGAAGAAAGAACGAGUUUGUAGCUGGUAGUUGCGUUUCUUUCUCUUUUCUUUUAUAAAAAAAAUCCAUAUUUCUCUCUCAGUUACCUAUUCUUCUGUUUCUCUCUACGCGCCAACAUAAUCUUCCUCUGCUCUUUUUCUUUUUAUCUAAAAAAAAGAUUGUUAUAAUUUCCCAGAUUGAAUCUGAUUCUGUGUUCCUCCUACUUACUUUUUUGAUUGAUUUCUCUGCUGACCAAAGCAGAAAUGAGAGAGAAAGGGGGUUUGAUGAUGAUUCUCGUGUUUGUAGUCUCUUUCUCAAUCACUGUUUUGUGAUGGGUUCUUCUGAUGAAUAAAUAAACAAAAAAUCUCUUUUCUUGUGUGUGUGUGUGGUUGCCAAUAGAAACAAUAGAAAUAAAAAUCUACAUAGAUCUCUCUCUUCCUCCUUUUUCCUCUUUUAAACCUUUUUGUGGUUGAAUUAUAUUUUUAUUUGUAAGAAGAAAACGUGUUUUUCUUUCUGUCUUUGAAGACUCAACCCAGAAGUCAUACCUUUUGCCUUUCCUUUGAAAGUAGCUGGAACUAAUAUAAAAAGAGAGAUCUCUGAAUCAUCAUCAUUGCUGCCACUUGUGGUGAUUGUACAAAGCAGUUGGUCUGGAGUGCCUUUUCAAUAUAAUCAGGGCCCUGAGAAUGGGGUCCUGUUUAUCUGCUGAGAGCAUGAGUCCUAGACCGGGCUCUCCUUGCUCUCCUGGCUUUGGUGUCAGGAAAAGAAAAAACUCCAAGAAGAGACUUGGUUCCUCCAGAAACUCCUCCUUUAAUUCGAGGAGAGAUGAUGAUCCUCUGCACCGAGUUCCCGGUCGGAUGUACUUGAAUGGAUCAAGUGAGGUUGCUUCUAUCUUCACUCAACAAGGCAAGAAAGGCCCUAAUCAAGAUGCCAUGGUUGUUUGGGAGAGUUUUGGUUCAAGGACAGAUACAAUCUUCUGUGGAGUGUUUGAUGGGCAUGGUCCUUUUGGUCAUAUGGUUGCAAGGAGAGUCAGAGACAAUCUUCCUCUCAAACUAAGUGCUUAUUGGGAAGCUAAAGUACCUGUUGAAGAUCCUCUAAAGCCCAUCACCACUGCUAAUAGUGCAAGCAACAUAAACAACUCUGAAGAUGCUUCAGCUUCUUUUGUAUCUGCUGAGGAAGAACCUAGGCCACCAGAGAACACGGAAUCUGAACUGUUUCAAACUCUGAGAGAGGCGUUUCUCAAGGCUUUUAAAGUUAUGGACAGAGAACUUAAGUUCCAUGGAAGCGUUGACUGUUUCUGCAGUGGUACAACUGCUGUGACUUUGAUCAAACAGGGUGAGUAUCUCGUUGUUGGAAACGUUGGAGACUCAAGAGCUGUGUUGGGCACAAGAGACGAUGAGAAUGGUCUUGUUGCUGUUCAACUAACUGUGGAUCUCAAACCAAAUCUACCAGCUGAGGAAGAGAGGAUAAAGAAGUGCCGUGGACGUGUGUUUGCGCUUAGAGAUGAGCCUGAAGUUUGUAGAGUCUGGCUACCAAACUGUGACUCACCUGGACUUGCAAUGGCACGUGCUUUCGGAGACUUUUGCCUUAAAGACUUUGGUCUAAUCUCUGUCCCUGAGGUUUCGUUUCGCCGGUUAACUGACAAAGAUGAGUUUAUAGUGUUGGCUACAGAUGGGAUUUGGGAUGUGCUCUCAAACGAAGAGGUAGUGAAGAUUGUGGCUUCAGCACCAUCUCGUUCCUCUGCAGCAAAAGCUUUAGUUGAGACCGCGGUUAGAGCCUGGAGACACAAAUACCCGACCUCCAAAGUCGAUGACUGUGCUGCGGUCUGCUUGUAUCUAAACUCCAACGACUCAAACGGCAUAUCCACAGCUUCUUCCUUCUCCAAACUUGAAGAUGAUGAAGAUGAGAUUGAUGAUGAUGGAUCAGUAGGUCCAAGCGGUCUAGGACGUUCGAGUACUGUCAGGACCACAGGGAAAGAGAUUGCUCUCGACGAAAGCGAAGCUGAGAAGCUGAUUAAAGAAGAGGAUACAGAGCAUGGAACAGAGUACUCUGCACUAGAAGGUGUUGCAAGAGUGAAUACUCUUUUGAACUUACCAAGAUUUGUGCCUGGAAAGUGAAAAAAGAGUAAAGAAGAGUUUGAAGUGUGACAAGAACAUGAUCAUCAAAAUAAAUCACUCAGGAGAGGUUCUGUGUUUUUUUCCCCACCUUUCUACAUUUGAUCUCUUAUUCUUUGUUUUUUUUCUUAAUCUGUUAGAGAUUCAUUGUUUUUUUUUUGGAACUACUUAAAUACUUUUGUCAGUUUUGUCCU
Raphanus sativus (radish) is the source of this 2378-nucleotide messenger RNA. RefSeq names its product probable protein phosphatase 2C 33. NCBI's taxonomy places the organism in Eukaryota, Viridiplantae, Streptophyta, Magnoliopsida, Brassicales, Brassicaceae. The record is from RefSeq and is a predicted model, not a curated record. Bases 757 to 2187 code for a protein of 476 amino acids. The transcript is spliced from 8 exons. Gene Ontology annotation, biological process: protein dephosphorylation. Gene Ontology annotation, molecular function: protein serine/threonine phosphatase activity.